AUGAGGCCUGGAGGAGCACCAUACGAGGUGCUCAAUACCUUCAAGUUAGCCCGAGUGCAUACUGAGACAGAUAAGAGCCAGCGCCGCACCUCCCACACUAGAUGUAGCCCUCCACGCUUGCAGUAUCUGUGGACAGCUCCUGCUGGUCCCGUAUUGGCCUUUCGAGUUACUUCAGAGCUUUCCAACGAAGGUCCUCCCACACGGCCUCCUGAAGCAGAGUCCUCCUACACGCCAGCCACUCCUGAAGCAGAGGUCCUCCUACACCCAGCCCCUCCUGAAGCAGAAGUCCUCCUACACGCCAGCCGACUCCUGAAGCAGAAGUCCUCCUACACAGCCACUCUUGAAGCACAGGUCCUCCUACACGCCACGACUCCUGAAGCAGAAGUCCUCCCCGCCAGCCCUCCUGUGAGGUCCUCUACACGCCAGCCACUCCUGAAGCAGAGGUCUCUUACACGCCAGCCACUCUUGAAGCAGAGGUCCUCCUACAGGCCAGACCACUCUUGGAAGUCCUCCUACACGCCAGCCACUCUGAAGCAGAGGUCCUCCUACACGCCAGCCACUCAAAACAGGCCACUCAAGCAGAGGUCCUCCUACAUGCCAGCCACUCCUGAAGCAGAGAUCCUCCUACAAGCCAGCCUCCUGACAGCAGAGGUCCUCCUACAGGCCAGCCAUCCUGAAGCAGAGUCCUCCACCACCAGCCGACUCCUGAAGCAGAGAGUUCCUCCCACACGCCAGCCACUCCUGAAGCAGAGAGGUCCUCCCACACGCCAGCCACUCUUGAAGCAGAGGUCUCCUACAGGCCAGACCACUCUGAAGCAGAAGUCCUCCUCACACGCCAGCCGACUCCUGAAGCAGAAGUCCCCCACACGCCAGCCCACUCCUGAAGCAGAGGUCCUCCUACACGCCAGCCACUCUGAAGCACAGGUCCUCCCAAGCCAGGCAUUCCUGAAGCAGAGGUCCCACACGCCAGCCACUCCUGAAGCAGAGGUCCUCCCACACGCCAGCCACCUUGAAGCAGAGGUCCCCUACACGCCAGCCACCUUGAAGCAGAGGUCCUCCACAUGCCAGCCACUCCUGAAGCAGAGAUCCUCCCACAAGCCAGCCACUCCUGAAGCAGAGGUCCUCCCACACACCAGCCCACUCCUGAAGCAGAGGUCCUCCCCACACAGCCACUCCUGA
Molecule: messenger RNA, 1179 nt
Organism: Homarus americanus (American lobster)
Lineage: Eukaryota; Metazoa; Arthropoda; Malacostraca; Decapoda; Nephropidae
Exons: 4
Coding region: 1-1179 (392 amino acids)
Source: RefSeq, a predicted model, not a curated record